Drosophila mauritiana is the source of this 702-nucleotide messenger RNA. RefSeq names its product tetratricopeptide repeat protein 12. The record is from RefSeq and is a predicted model, not a curated record. Gene Ontology annotation, molecular function: protein binding. Lineage: Eukaryota; Metazoa; Arthropoda; Insecta; Diptera; Drosophilidae. The transcript is spliced from 4 exons. The coding region runs from base 1 to 702 and encodes 233 amino acids.
AUGUACUCCUUGCAACACCCGCAAAUCGAUGAAUGCUUUUUAGAUUCCGAAUCAACAGUUGAGGAAGUGGUCAGGUUACUCGAAAACCUUCAAGUGCCCAACGAAGAGGAGGCGGAGGGCCAGGAAAAAGCUGAACGGAUUCCCAAAUCUCCCACUGAAACAGAGGAGAGUUUUAUAAUCACAGGGAGGAAAUCUCCCAUUCCAGUUAUUUCCGCACCUACUUCUUCCAAAGAGAAAUCAAAGCCCAGAACUUUCACCCGCAUAGAUCGAAGUAAGGAUCGCUUUCCCUUCAUGCGCCAGGUGGAAAUGGAUCUUGAUCAGCGCUCAAAAGCUCGCUUGGAAAGGGAACGAGUGGCUCAAAACUUUCGAAAAUUGGGAAACGCAGAGUAUCGGAAGGGUAACUACGAGUCUGCUAUGAAGAUGUACACCGAAGCCAUCGAAAAUAUCCGCGACAGUCACAUCCUGUACAUAAAUCGGGCUCUUUGUUUCAUCAAAUCGGGCAAAUUCAAACGAGGCAUAGUCGAUUGUGAUUUUGUUCUGAACAAAUUGGACGAGAAGAACCUGAGGGCGUGGAUGUAUCGCGCCAUGGCCUACAAAGGCCUUAACGAUGAGUCCAAUUUUGAGAACUGUGUAAAAUAUGCCCGCAAAUUCAAUUCGAAGCAGAUGGAUUUCAUUGAUGAUUUCCUGGAAAAGCUAAAAUAA